AUGAGCAAACGACGCUUCUCCGACAUCACAACUAGCAUUUAUCGUGCCCAAAAGUACCGCCUCUUACAGCGGAGGGGGUCUCGCCGUGCCCUCACCACCGUCGCAUCCGUCCCGCAUUCGUAUACCGACGACGACGUCCUAACGGACGUCCAAAUCAUGGCGACAGUCGCGACCGGUCCCGCGAUCGACGACCUGAUCAGAAACACCAUGCCUAUCGAUGCCUUGUGGCAGCCAGACUCCGUGUCGCAACGCGCAGAGACGCCUCCUUCCCGUUCCGCCUCGAUCAAGUCCAAGCUCGACAUUUCUUCCGCCUUGCCAUCAUUGGCCGCAAGCCCGGUGCUCUCGCCUAGCGUGUUCUUCCUGCGCUCAGAUGCAGAGUCUUUGGGUGACAAUCUCCCGCCAAAGCCACACGACAGAGCGCACAGCGCAGCACCCACGUCGACAUCCAUCGAUUCGACAAGCCCUGCAGCGAGCCCGGAAUCGGCGACCAUUGCUCACCCUUCCCUCAGGUCGCCAUCAGCCGUCGCAGCGCCAUCGUUCACUAGCUCUCCGUGCACCAGUUUCAAUGGUCAUGCAGACAUUGUCCCAUCACGCUCCGCUCGUCCGGGCAGGCCGACUCUAGCACGACUCAACACGUCCGAGAUGCUGCGAAGACAGACUAGCACAGCUCUCGAACCUGCGCCUACGCGGCCGGCUGCAGGUCGCGAAUCGCCCUCGGCUCUUAAAUUGCAACUCGACACCUCGGUGCCACGCAGAUCUGCAACAUUAAGCAGCUACCCGCAUGGCAAGAAGCCGAAUCAAAGAACACCACCACAUCCUACUUUGACGCUUCUAUCGCCCGCAUCGUCGGCUCGCGAAAAGGAUAGCAUCAUUACGGGGACGACAAUGGGCGAACCUCCAGCUCGAGCGGCAAUAUGGGAUAUCGAGGCGUCGGCCGAUGCUCCACCCCGUGAUGUGCAACGGACAAGAGACAACUUCAGCUUCGAAAGCGUCGAGUUUCAAGUCUCGACCAUCCUGCCUGAUUUCCUCUACCUUGGGCCCGAUGUGCAGACAGACGAGGCCAUCGAGCAACUCAAAGCCAUGGGUGUGCGUCGAAUACUCAACGUCGCCUGCGAAAUCGAGGACACUGGACCUUUGAGGAUUGCAGAUCGGUUCGACCGAUACCUCAAGCUUCCCAUGCUGGACAGCGUCGAAGCAAAGGGGGUGCAGAGCAGCAUUGAACAGGCCUGCUCCUUCCUCGAUGAUGCGCGCCUCCGGUCAGAGCCCGUGUACGUGCAUUGCAAAGCAGGCAAAUCACGUUCCGUAACCAUCGUCAUCGCCUACCUGAUCCACGCGCUCGGUUGGACCCUUCAGCGAUCCUACUCCCACGUCUCGGAGAAGAGAAGCGCGAUAUGUCCCAACAUCGGGUUCGUCGCCGAAUUGAUGCGAUUCGAGGAGAAGAAGCUCAACAUCGCGCGCUCCACGGGAAUCUACAGCGACUCGACCGAGACACCGCCGCCUGGUGCUUCGAAAUCUACGCCGCAUCUGCUUGCAGGCGCGCAGCAAACCCAGAGCGGUCUCCCCUCGUCAACAAGUGAUACCUCGCCACUUGUAUCGGCGCCCGCGCAGCACGACGCUCACAAGCACCUCGACGGCGACACAAGCUCGAAUCUCGCAGGCUCGCACUCCCGAUCCUCCCCCAAUUUGCCAUCCUUGCAAUUUGGCAGCAAUUGA
Pseudozyma hubeiensis SY62 is the source of this 1713-nucleotide messenger RNA. RefSeq lists its product as hypothetical. The record is from RefSeq and is a predicted model, not a curated record. Gene Ontology annotation, molecular function: protein tyrosine/threonine phosphatase activity; MAP kinase tyrosine/serine/threonine phosphatase activity. Gene Ontology annotation, biological process: negative regulation of MAPK cascade; protein dephosphorylation. Bases 1 to 1713 code for a protein of 570 amino acids. Gene Ontology annotation, cellular component: cytoplasm. Lineage: Eukaryota; Fungi; Basidiomycota; Ustilaginomycetes; Ustilaginales; Ustilaginaceae. The transcript has a single exon.